Messenger RNA from Echinops telfairi (small Madagascar hedgehog), 1395 nucleotides. RefSeq names its product germ cell-less 1, spermatogenesis associated (gene GMCL1). Gene Ontology annotation, molecular function: protein binding. Gene Ontology annotation, biological process: germ cell development. Bases 13 to 1395 code for a protein of 460 amino acids. The record is from RefSeq and is a predicted model, not a curated record. NCBI's taxonomy places the organism in Eukaryota, Metazoa, Chordata, Mammalia, Afrosoricida, Tenrecidae. The transcript has 12 exons. Gene Ontology annotation, cellular component: nucleus; membrane.
UACUUUUCUAGUAUGUUCAGUGGUUCUUGGAAAGAAUCCAGCAUGAGUAUUAUUGAAUUGGAGAUUCCUGACCAGAAUAUCGAUAUAGAAGCAUUGCAGGUUGCAUUCGGCUCGCUGUACAGAGAUGACGUCUUAAUAAAGCCCAGUCGGGUCAUUGCGAUUUUGGCAGCAGCCUCCAUGCUGCAGUUGGAUGGUUUAAUACAGCAGUGUGGUGAGACAAUGAAGGAAGCAAUUAAUGUGAAAACUGUAUGUGGCUAUUACACAUCAGCAGGGACCUAUGGAUUAGAUUCGGUAAAGAAAAAAUGCCUUGAAUGGCUUCUAAACAACUUGAUGACUCACCAGAAUGUUGAACUUUUUAAAGAAAUGAGCAUAAACGUCAUGAAACAGCUCAUUGGUUCAUCUAAUUUAUUUGUGAUGCAAGUAGAAAUGGAUGUAUACACAGCUCUUAAAAAGUGGGUGUUUCUUCAACUUGUGCCUUCCUGGACUGGGUCUUUAAAACAGCUUCUGGCUGAAACAGAUGUCUGGUUCUCUAAGUGGAGGAAAGAGUUUGAAGGGAUGGCCUUCCUUGAAACUGAGCAAGGGAAACCAUUUGUGUCUGUAUUUAGACACUUACGGUUACAGUAUAUAAUUAGUGAUCUGGCCUCCGCCAGAAUCAUCGAACAGGAUUCUCUAGUACCUUCAGAAUGGCUGUCUUGUGUGUAUAAGCAGCAGUGGCUUGCUAUGCUCCGGGCAGAGCAAGACUGUGAGGUGGGGCCUCAGGAAAUCAAUAGAGAAGAGCUAGAGGGAUCCAGCAUGCGGUGUGGAAGAAAGCUCACCAAAGAUGGAGAAUACUGCUGGCGGUGGACAGGUUUUAACUUCGGCUUCGACCUCCUUGUAACCUACACCAAUCGCUACAUCAUUUUCAAACGCAAUACACUGAACCAGCCAUGCAGCGGAUCUGUCAGUUUACAGCCUCGAAGGAGCAUAGCGUUCAGGUUACGCCUGGCCUCUUUUGAUAGUAGUGGAAAACUAAUAUGUAGCCGAACGACCGGGUAUCAGAUCCUCACACUUGAAAAGGACCAGGUACGUCUGAUCACCUUUCUGCUGAUGCGGCCAGUGUCGCAUUGUCCACCCCGGGUGCCCGACCACGUCGUCUGGUCCCUCUUCAACGCGCUCUUCCUCAACUGCUGCUGCCUGGGCUUCGUGGCCUAUGCCUACUCUGUGAAGUCUAGGGACCGGAAGAUGGUGGGUGACAUGAUUGGGGCCCAGAGUCACGCAUCCACAGCCAAGUACCUGAACAUCUUCUGUACGGUCCUCAGCCUCCUGGGAAUCCUCAUCUUCGUCAUUCUUCUCGCCACAGGCACAGUGAUGAGCUUACAAGCCCUGUCACAGAUGAUGGGCCAGCGAGGCCACUAG